This is a messenger RNA of Fusarium pseudograminearum CS3096, 1578 nucleotides long. RefSeq lists its product as uncharacterized. The record is from RefSeq and is a predicted model, not a curated record. The coding region runs from base 1 to 1578 and encodes 525 amino acids. Gene Ontology annotation, cellular component: outer membrane; SAM complex. Gene Ontology annotation, biological process: protein insertion into mitochondrial outer membrane. The transcript has 4 exons. NCBI's taxonomy places the organism in Eukaryota, Fungi, Ascomycota, Sordariomycetes, Hypocreales, Nectriaceae.
AUGGCUGCAAUUCCUGGCUCGACUGGGGGUCCGGCUAUGGACCCUUUCAGCAAGCUUCAUUCCGACACAGGUUCUUUGUUGCACGAAGCAGAGGCGAGGCCUGAAUUUCAACAGACCCAGGAUGAAGUUAUGCAACGGCGCAUGGCCCAAGUGAUCGAAGAUCAGCUGUUGGCGCCCAUGACCGUUAACGUGCUUGGAGUUCAUGGUGCGGUCAAUACACGAAUGGACUUCCUCGACCCCAUUUUCCUCCCAAUCGUUGCCAACAAGAACAACGAAAACUCGACUGUCGGUGGUGUUGUAAACACCCUCCGCAUUGCUAGCCAGAAGCUCGACGGUCUACAAAUCUUCCAACCUGAACCCGAAAUCUUCAUUACAUCCGCACAGCAGACAGACCCCUCCACCUCGCCCACCGAUGUAAACAUCGACAUCCUAGUCAAGGAGCUCUCUCGAUUCAAGCUGCAAACUGGUACCGAUGUCGGCAACGGAGAGGGUUCUGCCUACGGUUCGCUGCUAUGGCGAAACAUGUUUGGUGGUGCCGAGAUGCUCGAGUUGAACGCCAAGGCUGGUACUCGUACACGAUCGGCUUACAGCGCCAACCUUACUGCGCCUGUCUUUAGCAACUCCGACAUGAGGAUAUCAUUGGAGGGUCUAGCUUCUGCUGCCGAAAAGCCUUGGGCGUCGCAUGAGGAGGUUCUCAAGGGCGGAAACCUGCGGUUUACUUGGCUUAACGAACAGCGUGACCAGCAGUCCGUUGAGUACUCUGGUAUCUGGCGACAAAUUACUGGUUUGGCCGAGGGUGCCAGUGCAACUGUACGAGCAGAUGCUGGUGACUCUAUUAAGAGCGCUAUUAAGCACACAUUCCGCAGGGAGAGACGUGACAACCCCCAACUUCCCCAGAGCGGUUAUAUGAUUCGAUCCGGUCUUGAGAUUGCCGGUCUUGGUCCUCUUGCUGGUGAUGUUGCUUUCUCCAAGGGUGAGAUUGAGGUCGGCGGUGCUGUCCCUGUCCCCCUCCCUGGUAUCCAUGGACGAACAGGUAUCUCCAUCGGCGGUGGACUUAGACUAGGCAUGCUCUCUCCUCUCCCCCUCGGUUAUGAGUUUGGUGGCAAUCUUCGCUCCACUCGCGUAAACGAUCGCUUCCAGCUUGGAGGCCCAACGGACGUUCGAGGCUUCAAGCUUGGUGGCCUGGGCCCUCAUGAUGGUCUCGAUUCCGUUGGAGGCGAUGUCUUCGCUGCUGGCAGUGUCAACAUGCUCCUCCCUGUACCUUAUAGGGGUCCUGACUCCGGUCUACGAUUCCAGCUCUUUGCCAACGGUGGCCGUCUGGUCGCGCUCAAGGACCCCAAGAAGUCCUCCAGCGGUGGUGCCACAACAGAGCUGACUGGAUCAGAUGUCCGAAAGGGCUUGGUGAAUGCCGUUGGUGAGGUCUUCAACGGUGUUCCCAGUGUUGCCGCUGGUGUAGGCUUGGUAUAUGCGCACCCUGUUGCGCGAUUUGAGCUGAACUUUAGCUUACCCCUGGCUCUGAGAAAGGGGGAGGCUGCCACCAAGGGACUGCAGGUCGGUGUGGGAAUCAACUUCUUGUAA